Cheilinus undulatus (humphead wrasse) is the source of this 1658-nucleotide messenger RNA. RefSeq names its product FYN-binding protein 1. Gene Ontology annotation, cellular component: plasma membrane. Gene Ontology annotation, molecular function: protein binding. Gene Ontology annotation, biological process: T cell receptor signaling pathway; protein localization to plasma membrane; integrin-mediated signaling pathway. The record is from RefSeq and is a predicted model, not a curated record. The transcript has 12 exons. The coding region runs from base 33 to 821 and encodes 262 amino acids. NCBI's taxonomy places the organism in Eukaryota, Metazoa, Chordata, Actinopteri, Labriformes, Labridae.
AGCAGAAGGAGAGGGAGAAAAAGGAGAGCGAGAUGAAGAAGAAAUUCAAAAUCACAGGACAGGAGGAUGCCAUGUACGAGGCCAAAGUCACCGUGACGAAUAAAGGGCGCAAGAACGACCUGCCGGUGAAGAGCGGGGACGUCAUCAGCAUCAUCAGAACUACCAACUGUCCCAAAGGGAAAUGGCUGGCCAGAGACAGCAGCAACAACUACGGGUACGUUGCUGUGGAUCAUGUGGAGCUGGAUAUUCAGGAGAUGUUGGCGCUGGGGAAGAAGGCUGCAAUCAACCGCAAAACCAACAACAACAACAACAACGUGAUGGAGCCUGAGGCGACCAGAGCAGGAAGCAGAGGUUCCAACCACUACCAGACAGAGGAGAUCUUCACUGAUGACAGCGAGGAGUGGACUGGAGAUGAUGAAGAGCCUCUGACUCCUCCUCCCAACACCACAGAUCCUCUCUCUUCACCAGGUCACUCCAGGACGCUCUCCAUGCCAGACAUGGGAAACAAAGACCUGAAUGUGAACCAUCAGCACAGCACCAGCGACCUCAGUCAUGAAGGCACACACCACCAAGCGAGACAUGAGGCACUUCAGAAGUUAGCGACAUUUUUCCAUUCAGCUCCAAAAGCUGCAGAGACGGCUGGAAGCAUUGAACCUGAACCAGCUCCGGCUCCCGUCCUUCCCGUCGUGGGCCCUGUAAAGGAGGAAGUGGCUGCCGUACCUGUCGCUGACUCAAACCCCCCAGAGCCGCUCGACUUCGACCAGAGCGAUUUAUUCAUCUUACCGCCUCCCGAGCUGUACGCAGACUUUGCUGUGGAGUAAAUAUCUGAACACAAAGGAGGAUCCAGCUGUUAGGGGCCACCUUCUUCACCCUGGGACCGGUGUCUCUCAUCAGACUGUGACAGAAACUUUAUUCCCCUAUAACUUUGACCUUUUGACCUGCUGGCUGCAGAAAUGGAGAUAAGCAGAGCGAAACCACGAGGGACGGUUCAGCUCAGAGGGACUUUACUGAUACCAGGAGGCCUGGAGAGGACUAAGAGACUGAUACAGUCCCGGAUUCCAAGCCUCUGAGACCAGGACUGCUCCUCUAGAGAAUUAGACACUUCACAUGUAAAUACCUGAGCGUAAGCUCCGUCUAGAGAUGGAGAAACACAGAGGACGAUUGAGAUCAGGAGGGGGUCGUUUUAAUCCUGCUUGAUUCUUCUAAUAACAUUCAUAAUCAUUUUUCAUCAUUUUACCCUGUUAGAGGUCUGAUCAGUGUCAGAUCAGGGCUAUCAUCAGUUCUAAAGACUGAAUCUUUACCUGAGGGUGCACCCACACUGGGCCCAGCCAGGGCCACCAAUGUGGGGAGGGGGGUUUUGGGGCCCGGCCCCAUGGGGGGGCUGUGGAGGUCAGCAGAAAUGUGCUCUAUUAAAACCUGAAUCUUCACCAUUCUUCUCAGUGACACAAAAACACCUUUAAUGUGUCGAUGCGUCAGAAGUUGACUCUUCCGUCAUGUACCCCCCCCCCCCAUCAGUGUGGAGCAGAGCCCAGACCUAAGAGUGGAGAAACUGCAAUAAAGCAGAGUGAGCUCACUGGUUUAACAUCCAACAUCUCUGAUAUCCAUCCAACAUCUCUGAUAUCCAACAUCUCUGACAUCCAACAUCUCUGACAUCCAAC